Molecule: messenger RNA, 1032 nt
Organism: Alternaria infectoria
Lineage: Eukaryota; Fungi; Ascomycota; Dothideomycetes; Pleosporales; Pleosporaceae
Exons: 1
Source: RefSeq, a predicted model, not a curated record
AUGUGCAAGUACACAAUCACGAUACUCGAAUGCGGUCACAAGCAGGAUGAUCAUGUCGUCACUCUCAACUGCCCCUACUACGAUAGGACCAGAGUACCCUGUGACCGUGACAAUUCGAGGACAAAAGAUCGCUGCACCGUAAAAACCAGAGACCAAAACGGGAUUUGCAACAGAUGUCUCCGCGACAACGAAGAAGCCGCCAUGCGCCGUGACUUGGAAAAAGAAAGAGAACACAAACGCCGAGAAAACGAAGAGGCCGCAGAAGCAUUCCGACGUGGGCAGGAAGAACUUAAAGAGAAGAACCGCCGGGAGGCGGAAGAAAGACGACGGGCUCAGCAAAAAGCCGACGAAGAAGCCAGGGACAAAGCCCGCCGGGAAGCGGACAGAAAGCAGCGAGCUGACGAAGAGGCCAAGGAGAGAAGUCGCAGGGAGGCCGAAGAAAGACGCCGAGCGGAUCAGAGGGCCGAAGAAGAAGCUACGGAGAAACGCCGCCGGGAAGAAGAACGACGUCGUCGGGCGAAAGAAAAAGCCGACGAAGAAGCUAUGGAGAAGCGCCGCCGGGAAGUGGAGCAAAGACGACGGGACGAGGAGGAAGCUAGGGAGAGGGACCUCAGGGAGGCGGAAGAAAGGCGGCGGCAGGCCAAGAAAGAAGCCGAUGAAGAAGCCAUUGCGAGAAGACUUAGGGACCAAGAGAGAGAGCUGGCUGAAAAGGAACAGGAAAUGGAAAGAAAACGCAGAGAGCAUGAGAAGAAGAUGGCAGAGCAUGAUAAGAAGAUGGCAGAGGACAUUGAGCGACGCCGGCGGGAGCAUGAGAAGAGAUUGGCAGAAGAGGAAGCACAAGCAAAGGAGAUCGAAAGGCAGAGAAAGGCGGAGCUCGACCGACUGGCCAAAGAACAACGGGAUCUGGAUUUGAUGAUCCAAAAGUCCAGAGAAGAAGCAGACCGGAAGAAGAGAGAAAAGGAGGAAGAGGAGCAGCGAGCUCUGAGGGAGUCUGAAAGAUGGGAGCAAGAGAAGAGGUACCGAGAGGAACUA